AUGUCAUUUAAAUUUUUAAACACAUUUGAAGUACAACGGCACAUAAUGAAUUCAUCGGAGCGCAGUACAUUUCUACAGCAUGGUUUCAGCGAUAGCUCUGAAAAGGCUUAUGCCGCUGUAGUCUACAUCGUCUCCACUCAAGAACAUUCAGUACCUACGUUGCUAGCAGAAAAUUAUGAAAACUCUACAUUUAACAUUGAAGAAAGAACAGUGCAAUGCAGUAUGUCAUUAACGACCACGUCAAGCACUUCACCAAGUUUACAACUUAUGAAUCGUCAUUCUAAUCUAGAAAGGUAA
This is a messenger RNA of Macrosiphum euphorbiae (potato aphid), 297 nucleotides long. Lineage: Eukaryota; Metazoa; Arthropoda; Insecta; Hemiptera; Aphididae. The record is from the annotation of a GenBank genome assembly.